Messenger RNA from Lodderomyces pseudojiufengensis, 231 nucleotides. RefSeq lists its product as uncharacterized. Lineage: Eukaryota; Fungi; Ascomycota; Pichiomycetes; Serinales; Debaryomycetaceae. The transcript has 2 exons. The record is from RefSeq and is a predicted model, not a curated record. The coding region runs from base 1 to 231 and encodes 76 amino acids.
AUGCUUUCCCAGCCAAACUAUUAUCAGCAAGGACCACCACCUCCACAAGGUUAUUAUCAACAGGGUCCACCACCUCCACAAGGAUACUAUCAACAACAACAACCUAUGUACGUACAACAACAACCACAAAGAGGUGGCGGAGGUGGAUGUUGUUCCUCAAUGUGUGGAUGUUGUGCUGCUAUAAUAUGUUGUUGUUGUGCUGAAGAAUGUCUUGAUGCUUUGUGUAUGUGA